GUAGCACCGUGUGCGUACAAUGAUUAGCGAUGGUAAGCUACGUGCGUUCCGUGUACCUGCGCUACGUCGGAAUUUGUGUGUGUGCCUCGUUUUGCCUCUUGCUGCUGUUCGGCAGUCUUCCAGGUGCAACGGAUACGUGCAAGUGUGAUGACGAGCAGCGCGAUCGGGAUCUGCAGCACGAACAGUUUCACAAGAGCUUCCGGGUGCUCGAGCACAGUUCGGAUCGGAAGCGACUUGCCAUCAUUGUGCCGUUCCGCGACCGGUUCGAUGAGCUGCUCCAGUUUGCCCCCCACAUGGCCGCCUUUCUCAGCAAGCAGGGCGUUCCGUUUCACAUCUUCGUCGUGAAUCAGAACGACCGGUAUCGGUUCAACCGCGCGUCGCUGAUAAACGUGGGCUUCCUGCAGGUUCGGGACGGCUACGACUACUUUGCCAUGCACGAUGUGGAUCUGCUCCCGCUGAACGACAACCUGCGCUACGAGUAUCCCGAGCACGGUCCGCUCCACAUUUCCGGCCCCGAGUACCACCCGAAGUACCACUAUGCCGCGUUCAUUGGCGGCAUACUGCUGCUGCGGAUGGACCACUUUGCCCAGCUGAACGGCAUGUCCAACCGGUACUGGGGCUGGGGCCUGGAGGACGACGAGUUUUACGUGCGCAUUAAGGAGGCGGGGCUGGAGGUGACGCGGCCCAAAAAUGUGUCCACCGGGACGGCCGAUACCUUCCGGCACGUGCACGACCGUGUGCACCGGCGGCGUGACACGACCAAGUGCUUCAACCAGCGGGAAGUGACGCGCAAGCGCGACCGGGAGACGGGACUCAGCACGAUCGCGUACUCGCUGCACAGCCGGCGGGAGCUCACGAUCGACGGGGUGUCGGUGACGGUGCUGAACGUUGAUCUGCAGUGCGACAAGCAGCGGACGCCCUGGUGCGAGUGUGAGCCAAAGCUGGACACGCCAAGCGUGAAGGUGGCGAAGAAAAAGGCAACGUAAAGUUAAAGUGUCUUGUGUGUGUGUGUGUGACCCUCCCGCCCGGUUGCCAUAUGUCAAUUCCGUUCAGAAUUUUUUACUUCUUCUCAAUAAAAAAAAUGUUUACCGUAGACACAUAAAGCAUCCCCCUUCUGAUCGGAUGGUUUGUGACCAAU
This is a messenger RNA of Anopheles arabiensis, 1138 nucleotides long. It is a transcript of the gene beta4GalT7, whose product is annotated as beta-1,4-galactosyltransferase 7. Gene Ontology annotation, molecular function: xylosylprotein 4-beta-galactosyltransferase activity. NCBI's taxonomy places the organism in Eukaryota, Metazoa, Arthropoda, Insecta, Diptera, Culicidae. The transcript has 2 exons. The record is from RefSeq and is a predicted model, not a curated record. Gene Ontology annotation, biological process: proteoglycan biosynthetic process; carbohydrate metabolic process. Bases 30 to 986 code for a protein of 318 amino acids.